Molecule: messenger RNA, 3004 nt
Organism: Sinocyclocheilus rhinocerous
Lineage: Eukaryota; Metazoa; Chordata; Actinopteri; Cypriniformes; Cyprinidae
Product: large neutral amino acids transporter small subunit 4-like
Exons: 10
Coding region: 348-1520 (390 amino acids)
Biological process (GO): neutral amino acid transport
Molecular function (GO): neutral L-amino acid transmembrane transporter activity; L-amino acid transmembrane transporter activity
Source: RefSeq, a predicted model, not a curated record
AAAACAGUCUCUUGGUACUUCACAUGUUACUCAACUCCAAGAAAUAUCCAUUACUCUCCGUCUGACAGGCCCAUCAUGUGGAGCUCUGUUCGUCGUUGGCUCUGUUCCACAGUCCAUUAGCCAAAACCGUUCCUGCACAGCCUCUCCAGCCACAGGCACAAUGCCGCCUAGAGCCGCUGGGUGUGUGAGAGGUAUUGUAAGUGUCAUCUGGGAUGUUUUGGCUCUGAGAUGACCUUUACUCUAAUUAGAGGCAGUGAAUAGCGUCUGGGUUGGGUUCCAACAGAGAGAUUUCCUUCAUUCUUGUCUUUACCAAGCUUUUGGACUGUGAAGCAAGCGUGAAGUGGAAGAUGUCCAGAGAGUUCUUAGAAAAUCUUGAACUGUGUGUUGUGGAGGAGAUGCCAUAUACACUUCCCAACAUGUUUGGUGAUCUCCGCUCUACUUUCAUCGCACUCAUGAUUGGCUCGUACGCCUCAUCCGCUGUCACCUUCCCAGGAAUAAAGGUGAUCUACGACCUCGGUAUUGCCUUAAUCACCAUUCUUCUGGUGUGGGCUGGCUGUGCCGGCCUGGUCUUCAUCAACUGCUUCUUCAACUGGCCACUCGAGCCCUUCCCAGGACCUGAGGACAUGGAUUUCACUGUGAAGAUCAAGUUCAGCUGGCUGGGCUUUGACCAUAAGAUCACAGGGAAACAGUUCUACAGGCAGGUGACCACCGUUGGUCGGAGGUUGAGUGUUGGCAACUCAAUGAAGAACAAUCCACAACAGCUGGCCGCUCAAGAUGGCAAUAAACUCUGCCUAUCAACCCUCGAUCUGGAGGUCCAGUGCAAGUCUGAGGAGGAAUGUGAUUGCACUCUCUUCUGUCAUGCUGCUUGGUGUGUUUUUUCAGUGGAGAGGAUGGAAAUGGUGAGCACGUACACGUCUAUCUUCGGGGUGCUACAGUUGCUGUGUCUCAUGACGGCCCCUGUGAUUGGUUACGUCAUGGACUGGAGGCUCAAAGAGUGCGAGGACGAAAAUGAGAAACAAGUCGCAAAUGAUCCUACUCAGCCAAAGAAACGUGACAGACAGAUCCAGAAGAUCAGCAAUGCCACCCGCGCAUUCAUCUUCACUAAUUUGCUGCUGGUUGGCUUUGGCGUGACCUGCCUGGUGCCCAAUCUUCAUCUACAGAUUUUGUCCUUUGUGUUGCACACCAUUGUGAGAGGCUUCAUCCACUCUGCCGUUGGGGGUUUGUAUGCAGCUGUGUACCCGUCUUCUCAGUUUGGAAGUCUGACGGGAAUGCAGUCCCUCAUUAGCGCACUUUUUGCAUUGUUGCAACAGCCUCUCUUCAUGGCCAUGAUGGGUCCACUGGAUGGAGAUCCACUCUGGGUUAACGUGGGGUUACUGGUCCUGAGCAUGCUGGGAUUCUGCCUGCCCAGUUAUCUUCUGUGCUACGGCAGACGGCUGCACCGAGAGAAGCAGGAGCGCGAGGAAGACCCCAAGAUCUACGUCCAGAUCAACAACGGCACAACCCCCGAGGCCUUUAUCUAACUGCAAUGCACAAAUGACAGCAGCUAGCAUAAAGAGCAGGAAGAAGGAGGGUGGGAAAUAAAAGAAGAGAACUGAAAGUCACAAGAAGAGUGAUAAACACCUCCCUGAUCCCUCCUUCUGUCUGUCACACACAUUCAUGUAUUCCCAACAGGCACAUAACACUCAAACAGGCACAAAAUACAGCCAAAGCAACCGAGUCUCACAACAUGCCACGCAAACACACGUUUACACACAAAGGACUGAAUGGACACUGUGAAAGGCAGGCCUAGAAAAAAUAUUAUGCCCUUGUCCUUGAAACAGACAAGGACUUCUAGACUUUAUAUCCUGCCUGACAAGAAAGAAGAGAAAGGCCCUCUUUUCUCACGAUUUUACCUUUUGAAUUUCAGACCACGACGAUACAAAAGACGAAGCAGAUUCAGUGAAAUUCUCUCAGGUUUGAGGAAGCCUGAUGACAAGAGUAUUACUACGUCACUAGUGUUCAGCUUUGUUGCCAAACUUGUUUCAAACAUUUUCUGCAACUAAAAACCCAUUUGUGAACUGAUUUGAAAUCACUAUGAACACUUUACAUUGCUCUCAGCUCAUAAAGCUGCUGAAAAGCGAGACGAGGACCCUCCAUUGCGGUUUGAAUAUGACAAACUGACUAACUACCUUAAAGCAGAACGACUCUGCUUGUUAUCUGUCCCAUAUGGGUUUUCAAUGGAAGUGGGCAGAUUUUAGAUUUUAAUCUCAUACAGUAUAUACAGUACCAGCAUGCUUUGGACAGCACGAGCAUGAAACUACAGCUUUGUCUGAACUGGGCUGAUUUUAAAGGACUUUUGGACCAUGGCACCUGAGACUAAUGUAACCUAAACACAAUUUUAGUAUGAGACUUGUACUAUUAUUUGCUUUGGCAUGCAGAUUCAGUACAUCUACGUGCAAGAUAAUGCAUUUUGUACAUAUCAGUCCAUUCAGAAGGUUGUAGAAGCCAUGUGGGUCUAAAAGGUUUGGAUUAAGGCGGUAUUUUGGGGAUUAGCCUCACAUUUCGAUCAAGACUGACGAUCUUCACCAGCAAUACUCGUACCGUUCCCUAUACCACUUCCCCAUGCAGUACUACUGGUUGAGCUUCACUUGUUAGUGUUUAUUUCCUUGUAUUGACUCAAUUAUUCAGGGUGUUUGACUUUUAGAGUAAUAAUUCAUAUCAGAUGUAUUCACCUGCAAUAUGAUCCCUUCAAGCUUUGCUUUGCCACUUGUGCGUUGAGGGGUAUAAAAUGAGACAAAGUGUACUCUCGGUAAAGAGAUUAGAUGCCAUUAUCAUAUAUAUACAUAUAUAUCUUGCACUACAGGGUUUAUAAUUACAGCGGUGCUUACAUUAGCCAUUACGGAGUAUAUGCGUUCUGUUCCAACCUCAUACAUACAUGGAAACCACGUUAGCCAUACACGUUACAAGAUUUUUGUGCGUUCUCUUGAUUUCUGGGUUGGCUACCAUUUAACUACGGUGCUUACUA